Messenger RNA from Labeo rohita (rohu), 4084 nucleotides. RefSeq names its product tetratricopeptide repeat domain 7B (gene ttc7b). The transcript is spliced from 22 exons. The record is from RefSeq and is a predicted model, not a curated record. Gene Ontology annotation, biological process: phosphatidylinositol phosphate biosynthetic process; protein localization to plasma membrane. Gene Ontology annotation, cellular component: plasma membrane. Bases 51 to 2798 code for a protein of 915 amino acids. NCBI's taxonomy places the organism in Eukaryota, Metazoa, Chordata, Actinopteri, Cypriniformes, Cyprinidae. Gene Ontology annotation, molecular function: protein binding.
GAUGUUUCUGUGCUGCGGCUCCGGUCGUGUUUUGGUCAGGAGGUAGAAAGAUGACAGCCAGAAAGUCCGGGUCGCGAUUAGAGACUGAAAUAGAGCGCUGUCGAUCGGAGGGACAAUGGGACAAGAUACCAGAACUCGUCCGGCAGCUGUCUGCGAAACUCAUCUCAAACGAUGAUCUUGGAGAACUUCUGCUGGGGGAGGCCAAACUCCAGCAGUACCUCAAGGAAAACCCCAUCAAGCAGGGAGCCAGUCCCCGCGGGCCCCGACCACGCCUCCAGGAGGUACGGAAACACUUGACGGCUGCACUUGAUCGGGGAAACUUAAAGCCUGAAUAUAUGCAGGAGGCCAGUCUGAUCAUGGCUAAGCUGUGCUACGUGGAGGGUGAUUACAGGGAAGCACUGAAUCAGUACGGUCGCGUGAAUCUGGAUGAGAUGCAGCUGGUAGGAGCUCCAGUGUACAGACUCUCCAUGAUCGCUGAGGCCUACGCCACUAAAGGUCUCUGUCUGGAGAAAGUGCCCAUGGCGUCCCCAUCACUGUCCAAUCGUAAUGCGGACAAAGACCAGGAGAUAAUCACUUGUUAUGAGAAGUCUGGAGACAUCGCUCUUCUCUAUCUUCAGGAGGUAGAAAAGGCUCUUAGUGUUGGCAUUCAGAAUCGCAGUCCAAAGCCCGGCCCAGUCACACAGGAACAGGAACUUGGCUACUUCCUAGAGACGGGACUUCAGAGGGCUCAUGUUAUUCAUUUCAAAAAUGGUAACCUGACCCGUGGUGUCGGCCGGUUCCGAGAGAUUCUCAGAGCCGUUGAGACCAGAACCACUCAGAACCUGCGUAUGACUAUCGCCAGGCAGCUUGCAGAGAUUCUGCUGCGGGGCAUGUGUGAACAGAGUUACUGGAACCCACUGGAAGACCCCCCUCACCACUCCCCAUUGGACGACCCACUCAGACACACCCCUCACACCAAGGACUAUGCCCUCAGUCGCCGCCCACGCAUCUACUCAGGAGAAAAUUUGUUUUGUCCACAGGAGAACACAGAGGAGGCCUUACUCCUGUUGUUAAUCAGCGAGUCAAUGGCUAACAGAGAUGCCGUGUUGAGUCGGAUCCCCGAACACAAUAACGACCGAAUCAUCAGCCUCCAGAGCGCCUCGCUGGUGUAUGACCUGCUGACCAUCGCGCUCGGCCGCCGCGGACAGUAUGAGAUGCUCUCAGAGUGUCUCGAAAGAGCCAUGAAGUUUGCCUUUGAGGAGUUUCAUCUCUGGUUCCAGCUCGCUCUUUCCCUAAUGGCUGCUGGGAAGUCGGCUCGAGCAGUGAAGGUACUGAAGGAGUGUAUAAGACUGAAGCCAGACGAUCCCACCAUUCCUCUGCUGGCAGUCAAGCUGUGUAUUGGAAACCUGCACUGGCUGGAAGAAGGCGAGCGCUUUGCUAAAAUAGUGAUUGAUAUGGGUGAGAAGGCGGCUGAAUUCAGGGCCAAAGGCUAUCUAGCUAUCGGUCUUGUCUACAGCCUGAAAGCCACAGAUGCAUCUCUUCGAGGAAUGCAAGAGGAGUAUCAGAAAAAAGCGCUGAGCGCUUUCCAGAGGGCACAGAGUUUGUCCCCCACUGAUCAUCUAGCUGUUUUCUACCUGGCACUGCAGCUGGCUGUAUCACGACAGAUUCCAGAGGCUCUCGGUUAUGUACGACAGGCAUUACAGCUGCAGGGCGAUGAUGUUCAUUCGCUGCACCUGCUGGCCUUGCUGCUGUCAGCUCAAAAACACUACCACGACGCUCUCAACAUCAUCGAGAUGGCCCUCAGUGAAUACCCUGAGAACUUCAUUCUGUUAUUUUCAAAGGUGAAGUUGGAGACGUUAUGUCGAGGUCCAGAGGAGGCGUUACUCUCUUGCAAACGCAUGCUGCAGAUUUGGAAGUCCUGUUACAACCUCACCAACCCCAGUGAUUCUGGGAGGGGGAGCAGUCUGUUAGACAGAGCUGUUGCUGACCGUCGCCAGCUGAACGCCAUGACACUACCUGACUUCAGUGAUCCAGAGACAGCCUCUCAUGCCUCUUCCUCCUUCUCGGGGUCAGAACCUGUAUCUCCUCUUUUUCCUCUUUCAUCCUUCUAUUCUUCAUCUCCACCCAAGGCCGAAUCCACCCAGAGGCGCAGCAGCCAUGCUUUCUGUGACCACGCCCCCCGUCGACGCUUCUCCUCUGCCAGCAACCUUCCAGAUGCUUUCUUUCAUGGUUUUGACUCCUUUAUUGGGGUUUGUUCCGUCCACGCCACCUCCAUAGCAGCGUCCCGGGUGGAGCAGGCGCUCUCUGAGGUGGCCUCUUCCCUUCAGAGCAGCGCUCCAAAACAGGGGCCCCUCCAUCCUUGGAUGACCCUCGCCCAGAUCUGGCUGCAUGCAGCGGAGGUGUAUAUUGGAAUGGGAAAGGCGGCGGAGGCGACAGCGUGUACGCAGGAAGCAGCCAACCUGUUCCCCAUGUCCCAUAACGUGUUGUUUAUGAAGGGUCAGGUGGCGGAGCUGCGGGGGAACGUGGACGAGGCCAAGCGCUGGUACGAGGAGGCGCUGUCCAUCAGCCCCACCCACGUCAAGACCAUGCAGAGACUGGGUCUGAUAUUGCAUCAGCUGCAGAGGUACAGUCUCGCGGAGAAGAUCUUGCGUGACGCGGUGCAGGUGAACAGCACAGCCCAUGACGUGUGGAACAGUCUGGGAGAGGUGCUGCAAGCGCAGGGCAACGACGCCGCCGCGACCGAAUGCUUCCUUACUGCCCUGGAGCUGGAGGCCAGCUGUCCCAUCUUACCUUUCACCAUCAUCCCCCGCACCCUCUGAGAAACUCCGAAAGCUCCCCACCAACAAACCUCUGUCCGAGAGUCAUGCAUGAACCACAGCCCUUAAACACACACAAAUGCCCAACCCCGAAACUCUACUUCUGUCCUGGAAUGCCUUUCCCACCCCCUCCGAGCUUUUUAUCGGCUCUCAGAUACGGAUCUGUCGAAAAACUCCGAUCGACACGGUUAUCAGUGUGAACUUUGCCACACUGCUUCACUCUCAUUGUUUUUUCCCUUCCUGUUCCUUCCUUCUUUCUGUGCUAGAAUUUCCACCGGCUUCUGUACAUCGUAGUGGUGCCGCCCACCCUAAAACCCCGCCCCCUCCAGCACUCCCAUUGGUCAGUUUCACAGUACAAGUGGACCAAUGAGAAACCUUUUCAAGCUGCUGAUUGACGCAGCGGUUUCAUCAAACCACGGUGCUUCCCGAAACAUGUCCCAAAACAUACAAUCUUGAGAUUCUUGUAGCUGUGUGUCAUACAAACCAGUAAUAACACUGACGCAGAGACGGUCAAAAGUGUGUGUACGUGUGCCGUGCGUGUUUGUGGACAUGUCAGAGUGCGUGUGUCCUUUACAUGUGCUGAUAUCCAGGAUAUCCCUUCCUGUGUGCGCGUGUUUAUUUUGAAUGGAAUACUUGACACGCUGUUACACAAACACACGUAAUAAAGGUUGUGUUUCCAUGCUGUUGUUCCCGAGGGCAGGUGUGUCUCCCGUGUUAUGACUCCUAGAGAAAUAUUACGUCCCCCUCUGAUCAAACACUGUAUUGUUUAUAUACUGUAUGUACAAAAGAAUCGCCUAAAGCAAAUGGAACGGAUGCCAAAAGAACAACUAUUCUAAAAGCAAAUAUUUUAUCUUGGUUCUCAUAAAAAAAGAGAAGAUAAAUAUAGUUUUGGACAUUUCGUUUUGUUCGUCGGUUUAUUUUUCCACAGUUGUCAUGAAUCAGAGGUCAAGAUUUAUAUUGUUGAUUUAUCAGAGACGUGUUAUAUUAGAUGUUUAUUUAUCUGUGUCCCAGUGGCUGUGUGUUAGACGGGUGAAGACAUAUAUGUAUUCUGUGUGUGUGUGUGUGUGUGUGUGUGUGUGAACGCGAGGGACUGUUACAGAUGAACAUGUUAAACUCUCAGAUAUACGCAAACUAUCUUCAUAACGGUCAGUGAUUUCAGUUAUAUAAGGGAGAGAACGAGGAAGAUUGUACGUGUGUAUUUGAAGUCUUAGCAGUGUCAAUCACAGGGCCAAACACACAACUGGAAAUGCUGUUUUAUGAUGUCAAUAAACGAUCGAUUGUGAAAAAUC